UCGUAGUACAGGCCACAGGAGGCAUUACAGAUCCAGGUGGGGUCAUGAGGGGUUGCAGGCAUCGGGCUGGAAGAGCUGCGAGGAAGAGGAGGCAGAAACAAGAAAGUCUCAUCCAGUCAGUUUCUCUGUGUCACCAUCUGCAGUAUGUGAAGCUAUUGAAAUUUCUUCACCAACGGGGAUUCACCUCAACGCUGCUGCAGCCAGCCCUCUUCACUGACACAGGCAGAGGACUGCAAGCUCUCAAGACCAUAAAGCCUGGCCAGCUGGUCAUUUCUCUGCCAGAGUCCUGUCUCCUCACAACCUCAACUGUUCUGGACAGCUACCUGGGACAGUAUAUCAAGAGCUGGAAGCCCCGCCUCUCUCCUCUGUUGGCACUCUGUGUCUUCCUGGUGUGUGAGCGGCACAGAGGAGAGGCCUCCGACUGGUUCCCUUACAUCAACGUGCUGCCUACCACUUACACCUGCCCCGCCUACUUCACCGAUGAUGCCAUGGCUGUUCUGCCUGCCAGUGUGCGGCGACGGGCUUUGGAGCAGAGGGAGGAGGUGCGAGUCCACUCCUUUAAUCAAGACUUCUUC
This is a messenger RNA of Micropterus salmoides (largemouth bass), 575 nucleotides long. RefSeq names its product SET domain-containing protein 4-like. Gene Ontology annotation, biological process: peptidyl-lysine monomethylation; peptidyl-lysine trimethylation; positive regulation of transcription by RNA polymerase II. Lineage: Eukaryota; Metazoa; Chordata; Actinopteri; Centrarchiformes; Centrarchidae. The record is from RefSeq and is a predicted model, not a curated record. Gene Ontology annotation, molecular function: transcription coactivator activity; histone H3K36 methyltransferase activity; histone H3K4 methyltransferase activity.